Molecule: messenger RNA, 1332 nt
Organism: Acipenser ruthenus (sterlet)
Lineage: Eukaryota; Metazoa; Chordata; Actinopteri; Acipenseriformes; Acipenseridae
Gene: mrm2
Product: mitochondrial rRNA methyltransferase 2
Exons: 4
Coding region: 217-942 (241 amino acids)
Biological process (GO): RNA methylation
Cellular component (GO): mitochondrion
Molecular function (GO): rRNA (uridine-2'-O-ribose)-methyltransferase activity
Source: RefSeq, a predicted model, not a curated record
UCCUCCCUCUGACGAGAUUAGCAUUCUCGCGUCACCCACCACGUGGGUUCCCCAGCUUCAGUAAUGUGUUUCAUUUAAAGCUGUUCGGCUGGGGAACACGACAGCGUGAAAGAACUCUUUUAUCUGUCAUCAUUGAGAUGAAGAUCUACACCUGCAACCUGGUCACACUUCUGCAGUGGAUUCCAGUCAUCUGAAUGCUAAUGAAAACAUAAAAAAAUGUUUCCUUUCUCACUUCUGCGGAGGUCAUUACACAUUUCUGGCCAGUGCUUGAAGAAGACCCCUCAGAAUCUGAAAGGGAAGACUGUUGCAGAGCAGCGCUGGGUGGUGAGACAGCUCAAAGACCCCUUUGUGAAGGCGGCUCAGGUGCAGAAUUACCGCUGCCGCAGUGCGUUCAAGCUACUGGAGAUCAACGAGAAGCACAGGAUCCUGCAGCCCGGUCUCAGCGUGGUGGACUGCGGAGCUGCACCAGGGGCAUGGAGCCAGGUUGCAGUUGAAAAAGUCAAUUCAGCUGGGGCUGAUCCUGAAGUCCCCACUGGUUUUGUAAUAGGAGUCGACCUCCUUCGGAUAGCCCCGCUAGUUGGAGCACACUUUCUGGCUAAUUCGGAUGUGACAGACCCAGCAACCCAAACCAGACUCCAGGAGCUUCUCCCUGCACGCAGGGCGGAUGUCAUCCUCAGUGAUAUGGCACCCAAUGCCAGUGGCUUUAAAGAGAUGGAUCACGAGAGGCUGAUCAGCAUGUGUCUCUCAGUGCUGGAACUAGCCGAGAAAGUGCUGCAGCCCGGGGGGACAUUUCUAUGUAAAUGCUGGGAUGGAGGACAAACCAGCCUGCUCAAGAACAAGCUUGCUCAGUCCUUUCAGGACAUAAGGACCAUAAAACCACAGGCCAGUAGGAAGGAGUCUGCCGAAAUGUUUUUACUUGCAAAGAAUUACAGGAAGAAAUGAUCAGCAGUUUUGCAUUCUUAUAUAUCGAAAAGUUACAUUUGAACUUAUUUGUUAAGAGGUACCCUUGCACUCAAGUGAAGCUUGUCUGAAAGAGCACUGUACAAAGGAGGUGUGUUCUUACAUGGAAUAUGAAAGAUGUCACGAUUGGAUCUGAAAUAUGUAAAAUAAAAAAAUAUUUGGUGACAGCAUUAUAUCAAGUGCCAUAUGUUCCUUUCCAGUAUGUAUUAUAUUUUUCCAUCACAGAGGGAUAUUAGCCAUUAUUUAUAAUAGUACAGUGCUGUAGAUAAAUAUUUAAUGUUAUUCAAAUGAAAACAAAUACUGUUUUAAAGGUUGUAUUGGCAGCUGUGUUCCCCCCUGCCCCCCCAUAAUAAAGAUGCAUACUGUAUUAUA